ACAGUAAAAUGUCAACAAAUUAUUGUGAAAAUGGCGACUACCGGAGUAGGCUUUCGAUGGUUAGAUUUAUUAGAAAAGGAAUUCGAUAAAGCAUGUGUGGAAUUAGACACCUCUAUAAAGCUGGAAGCGGAGGAGCCAGAAGUGGUGUUUGGUGCUCGUCAGAAGAUUGCCACACUCAGCUCAUGCUUCGCACAACUCACGCACAAGGCACUUACAAUAUUUCAGAAUAGUGCCAAAAUAGAGGCUGAGCUCGUUGACAUGAGGGCAGAACUGGUGCAAGCACGAGCCGCGUCAGCUGUGUGUGAAUGUACAGGGGGAUGCCAGGAGGGCGGCGACGCGGCCGGCAACGUGACGGACACGGCGCGUGCUCGGUCCGAAGCCGCACAGCUCGCCAGAGAGAACGCCGCGCUCCGGGAAACUGUGCUCGCGUUACAUUCCGAACUCUUUGGAGCUAGAUUGGCUACAAAGUAUUUGGACAAAGAGCUGGCCGGCAGGAUACAACAGUUGCAGCUACUCGGCAGAGACAUGCGCGCCGAACUGAGAGAUUCACUCUGGGCUCAAGUGGAAGCGGAGAUCUUAGUACAGCGCCACAAGACAUUGGUCCGCGUGUGUCGCGGCGCGGGCGCGGCGCGGGGCUGCGGGCGCCCGGCGCCGGCCGCCGCGCCCGCCGCGCCGGACUGCGCGCUGGCGCGGACCGUGCGCGUGCGACGGUCACCGCAUUUGGGGCUCGGGAUUUCUGUUACUGGUGGUCGCGAGCACGGCGUGCCGAUCCUGAUCUCGGAGCUGGAGGCGGGCGGCCCGGCCGCGCUUACCGGCGAGCUGUACGUCGGCGACGCCAUACUCGCCAUCAAUGAUGUUGAUCUCACACAGGCUUGUCACAAGGAAGCCGUGCAGGCGCUGCAGAGCGUGAAGGGCGACUGCGCGCUGUGCGUGCAGUUCAUCGCCACCGACGACGACGACAGGCUCUCCGAAGACAAUUAUAGGUUCCCGCUGUAUCCUGAGGACGGGUCUGUGUUCGGCGCGGAGGGCGACGGCUCUGGUGCUACGCCCACCGCGCCGCGUACGCCUGACUACAACAGACGCACAUCAGAAGCGGGUUCGGGCAGCGAGUGCGAGUCGGAGCCGUACCGCGUGGCGCCGCCGCCGCCUGCCAACUAUCCCGACUACAACAACAUUAACAACAACCUGAACAUACUGGAUAUGGACGAUGACUCCAUCAAGAUUGAGGCCAGGCUUGAGUGGUCGGGCAGCGCGCGGACGGCGCGGGCGGCGCGCGAGGCGUCGUCGGGCGACUCGGCCGCCUCCACGCCCGUGCAUGCGCGACCCAACGCGCUCAAGAAGAAGCGCAAGCCGCAGGACUGGCGCACUAAGGGCGCAUACAGACCCGUGGAACUGGAAGCUCCCUCCUCUGACGAACCUCUUGCUGAGGCGCCCUGCGAUAAUCUGCCCUCUGACACAGCGGGCGAGUCACCUCUAGCGCCGACUCCCGCGCCUCAGCAAAUACCGCAGAUUGCGCAGGCGCCGCUUAUCGAUAUCGAUACCAAGGAGUCCAAGCCUAGCAAGCCCAACGGAGACGUGAAACCCCUCAGAAGAGAGUCCAAAGGAUUUAGGAUAGGGUCAGCGCGGCGGGUAACGGAGACUGCGGCGCUUACGAACGGGGCUGCGGAGCGCGGCAAGUUCCCGCCGCGCCUGCUGGCCGGCGACGGCGACCCUGACUUCGGCACCCCUGUCUGAACGCAGCUCAGCUCACCGCCACCGAGUACGGCCUACACUACUUAGUAUUAAUAGCCAGAGAGACGGAACAUAUUUUUGAGUAGGUUGUUGAGGGGACGUGAAAACUUGUCCUGUAUCUCUUGAGUAAAAAGUUUAAGUCUAUUUUGAAAGAAAAAUAAUAAUAAAUCUAAAUUAAAUAUUUUAGGUCAAUUGGAAAAGGCUAUUAAAAAGAAAACAUUUAAUAAAAAAUGCAUUUGAGGGAACUUAAAGUUGCCUUAUCUUUGGUUGAUUAAAUCCUGGCACCAGGCAGCCAGGUUUGUAGUUUGUGUUUGAGUACAGAAUUAAGGCACAGGGGAAGUUUAAAAAAAUCCUCAAAUACCUAUCCAAAAAUGUAUACCAGCUCUCGGGCAAUAACAGUAUUCGUUAUUUUACGCCGUCAUUCUCAGUGCUUACUUUUUAUUUCGUAAAGGAGUAGUUACGCGUAGAGUUGCGCUCGGUCGCUUUUGUGUGUCGAUAACGAUAGUUGUCGGAGAUUAGUUAGUCGACUGUUUGGAUCUCUAGUCGCGAGCAUUCGUACCGCGAGUGUCGAGCGAUGCCAUGUGGAGCUGAAACUUCAACUAUUUAUUCAUUUGGGUUAUAGAUUUAUAUCAAUUUGACUUGUUCAGGCUUAGUUAAUUAAACCAUCUAGAGAAAUAUGCCUGAUGACAUUUAUGUGUAAUGCACAAAACUGUUAAUACCGAGAUAUUGAUGGAUGGUGCGAUAAACACGCCUUUGAUGUCAUAAGUCUUCACGUACGCUAAACACAAACAAAUUGGACAUUAAAUAUUAUCAAGCUGCCAACAAGUAAAGCUGCUAAACUGAAAUCGGGUUGAACGUGAUUUAUGACGCCGCGCAGAAUGCGACAGCUGAUACCAUCUGACACGCUGCACAUUUCGACCUUUUCUAAUUGAAAUAAGAGCAUAUCUCGUCCAUCAACAGGUAAUAACAGUCUCUAUUUACUAUUUAGAAUACAAGUUUUACUUUUAAGUAUUUAGAUAAUUUUAUUAAUCUCGUCAGGUGCGUGCAAUCUGAUUUAUUAUUAUUUAUGUUCGUUGUUUUGUUUAUUUUUGUAACGUUUUGUGUACAUAUAGUUUUAGAUAUCGUUUGUAUAUUUUGAUAUAUAUUAAAGAAAAUAUCUUCUAUCAAUGUAUAAAAUAUUAGAGCAGAAAAAUUCAAAUCAAUUUGGGACUGAUAAAUAAAAUACAUAGCCAUCCGUUUUGUACAUUCCUAUAUAGCUUCUAUGUUUAUGCUAACCAUGGAUUUUUUAGAAAACAAACUGAGAUUUUAAAAAUAGUCAAACGUUCACUUGUAACAUUCAUAUGUGAACAUACUUAAUUGCAUAUAUCUUUUGACCGACAUUUUAAAUAGCUAUCAAAUCCUGUGCGACAUUUAAUACGUCGAUCGCGGUCCACGGCGAGUAUAAUUAUAAUACAUAUCAGCACGGCUCGCUGAGCGUAAACACUAACUGACAACUGUCUAGUGAUCUGGACAUCUGCCAAUAAUAUUUCCGCACAAUAUACUCGUAUAAACUGUGUGCGUGCCUACACACAACUAGAUAAACAAUUAAAAUUAGAAUAACACUUUUAAAUAAAUAUUUUACAGCUAUUCUUUACUUGGUAAUGCCAAUGAACUUACAUCGUUUUUAUGGAGUAUAGAAUUUAGUUAAAGACUUAUUAGAAUUCUCACCAUGGCUCUAAUAUCAGUUGAUUAUUUUGUGUUGUAUCUGAUUUUGUGAAUCACACGCAUGCACACGUAGUGCGCAUACGCUCGUCAAUAUUUUACAGUAAUAUUAUGUACCGUAACGCUCAUAGAUGUCAUAGUGUCUCGCUAGGCUGCAGUCAAGUCAAUGACAUGCACGUGAUCUUUUAAAUUAAUAGAUAGACCGUUUGUAAUGCAGCUGCAUUUCACUCGCUGUUGAGUGGGUGCCGCGCUAUUUCGUUCUUAAUAUAAAUUGUACAACUAAGAACAAAACCGCAUUUUAUAACAACUUCUUUCAUUCUCAUGUUAGUAAUAUAUGGCCCAUUUUUUUUUGUAUAUUUGUUGAGCUAUGUGAUUUAUAUUUUAUUUUUUCUUUAUAGUAAUAUGCUUUUAGUAUUUAUUAUCAUUCCACACCUGCUCUUGUCGCGUUUAAUGAUUGUUCGCGAUUUAUAUUUGUUUUUUUUUUACAUCUAAAGACAAUAUGCCUAUGUAUUAUAAAUGAUCUAUUAAAUUUUUAUUUAAUAAUAA
Helicoverpa zea (corn earworm) is the source of this 3978-nucleotide messenger RNA. RefSeq names its product Golgi-associated PDZ and coiled-coil motif-containing protein-like. The record is from RefSeq and is a predicted model, not a curated record. Gene Ontology annotation, cellular component: trans-Golgi network transport vesicle; Golgi apparatus; membrane. The transcript has 14 exons. Gene Ontology annotation, biological process: negative regulation of protein localization to cell surface. Bases 31 to 1734 code for a protein of 567 amino acids. Gene Ontology annotation, molecular function: transmembrane transporter binding. NCBI's taxonomy places the organism in Eukaryota, Metazoa, Arthropoda, Insecta, Lepidoptera, Noctuidae.